This is a messenger RNA of Oryzias melastigma (Indian medaka), 3365 nucleotides long. RefSeq names its product component of oligomeric golgi complex 5 (gene cog5). NCBI's taxonomy places the organism in Eukaryota, Metazoa, Chordata, Actinopteri, Beloniformes, Adrianichthyidae. Gene Ontology annotation, biological process: intra-Golgi vesicle-mediated transport. Bases 644 to 3079 code for a protein of 811 amino acids. Gene Ontology annotation, cellular component: COG complex. The record is from RefSeq and is a predicted model, not a curated record. The transcript has 23 exons.
CCUGAAAGUCAGAUAAAGAGAGUUAUUUAGAGAUCCUGGUUCCACGCUUGGGGUGAUGGUGAUCUCUUACUUAGAACUCCAGAAGCAGACGUGAGAGAAGAGCCUUUGAAGCGUCCGAGUGCAGGGCGGAUGGCGUCAGGAAUGAUGGAAGAUUCCUCCACUGCUGCGGUGUACAGGAGGAGAAUCCACCGGAGGGUGAAGACCAGUGUUGGGGCAGCUUUACUCCGUGUUGAGAUGAGGGAACUGGAAACGUCACGCCUCUUCAGGAUGGAAACGGAGGAGGAAAAACCAGGGCAGAAAAACUCCAGACAGGGGACAGGCUUAAACUCGUUACCAGGCCAGAAAAGGGUCAAAAACAUGAAAAGACUAGAAGUGCAAGGAUUGUUACUAGCUGGAACGUGACUGAUUCAACGAACUGGCAGGGUGGAUGUGAAACUGAGGACCUUAAAUAGUGUGAACACCAGCUGGAGCACAAUGGGAGCUUAAUCAGCACAGAAUUCAUCACCCCUGCUUUAGGGAUUCCGUAGCAGUAAAGACCUAUACUCCUCCACACCAGCGAGUGGCGGUAAAGAGCCAGUAGAUGUUUGCCAGUCACCAAUAAACCACCGAAGAAGAAAGCGGCAACGUCAUAAGCGGAAGCAAGAUGGAGGACGGGAGAGGAGUUUGGACCAAUUCUGUCCUGAAAGAUGACUGUUACGCUGAGUUCGUGGUGGACGACUUUGACGUGAAGACGUACGCCGCGCAGGUCAUCCAGCACGCCGUGAUCGCGGAGCAGCUGGGCGGGCUCGCACAGGGCAUCAGCCGGCUGGACAAGGAGCUGCACGGACAGGUGGUUGCAAGACAUGAGGACUUGCUGGCUCAGGCCACUGGGAUCGAGUCUCUUGAAGGAGUUCUUCAGAUGAUGCAGACCAGGAUCGGGGCUCUGCAGGCGGCUGUAGACAGGAUGAGGACCAAGAUCGUGGACCCUUACAACAAGAUUGUGGCCAGGAUCACACAGUUAGCCAGACUGCAGGUGGCCUGCGACCUGCUGAGGAGGAUCAUUCGGAUCUUGUACCUCAGCAAGAGGCUCCAGGGGCAGCUGCAGGGCGGCAGCAGGGAGAUCACCAAGGCGGCUCAGAGCCUCCAUGAGCUGGACUACCUGUCUCAGGGCGUGGAUCUGAGCGGCAUCGAGGUGAUCGAGAACGACCUGCUGCUGAUCAGCAGAGCCAGGCUGGAAGUGGAGAACCAGGCCAAGAGGCUGCUGGAGCAGGGCAUGGAGAUCCAGAACCCGAGCCAGGUCGGCACAGCCCUGCAGGUCUUCUACAACCUGGGCAGUCUUGGAGAGACCAUUAGCUCUGUAGUGGGGGGCUACCAAACUGCCAUAAAGGAUCACAUCUGCAGCGCACUUGACAUCAAGGGUCUGACUGUCCCAGCAAACCCCAGAGGUGCUCCUGGUAGAGCAGUCCUGCCCGCUCCGGGGAACACCGCCGCCUGCCGUGCAGCUCUGUGGACCAACCUGGAGAAACUGAUGGACCACAUCUGUGCUGCAUGGACACAGGUGCAGCACCUGCAGAAGGUCCUGAUGAAGAAGAGGGACCCAGUCAGUCACGUGUGCUUCAUCGAUGAGAUUGUCAAGGACGGUCGGCCGGACAUUCUCUACACCUUCUGGACGGACGUCACCAGCACCCUGAAUGAGGAGUUUCACCGAGCGGCUGAAGCUUCCUCCUUCCUGAAACAAGCUCUUGAGGGGGAGUAUCCCAAACUGCUGCGACUCUACAAUGAGCUGUGGCGCCGCCUGCAGCAGAACAGCGUCGGCCUGCAGGGGGCAGCGACGAGUGCAGGGAUGGACGCGUCUCUGGACAUCGGCACUACAGAAACGGACACGUCAGAGCUUUUCAUGAAUAUCAAACAGGACUACAACCCGGAGAAAGCUCUGAAAGAUUCCCUGCAGGAUUAUGAGGCUGCUUACCUCUCCAAGUCCCUGUCUCGCCUGUUCGACCCCAUCAACCUCGUGUUUCCUAUGGGGGAGCGCAGCCCCCCCUCCAACGACGAGCUGGACGGCAUCAUCAAGACCAUCAGCAGCGAGCUGAAUGUAGCUGCAGUGGAUCCACUUCUGUCCAUCUCUGUGGCCAAGAACGCCGCCAAGACUGUGCAGCUCUUCUGCGUGAAGUCUGAGCAGCUGCUGUGCACUCAGGGCGAUGCCAGUCAGGUGAUCGGUCCGUUAACAGAGGUUCAGAGGAGGAACGUUGCCAUGGUGAACUCCUUGUACCGCCUGCAACAGGGCGUCCUGAAGAUCAUCUCCGGUUUGGUCUCAUGUCCGCCGGCUGCAGUGGAGGCCCUCUCUUCCUCUCUGCAGGCCGUGCACUCCCUGAUGGGCAGUGCGCUGGGACCUCUGCUGCAGUCUGUGAGCGACUCCAUUGAAGCCAUCAUCUUUACCCUUCACCAGGAAGACUUCUCAGGGCCCGUGUCCAGCCCGGAUAAGCCGGAUGUCCCAUGUUCCCUCUACAUGAAGGAGCUGCAGGGCUUCAUCAGCAGGGUGAUGGCCGACUACUUCAGACACUUCCAGUGUGCAGACUUCAUCUAUGAGAAGACCGAGGCCAUCGCCCAGAGAGCCAUCCAACUGUUUGUCCGCCACGCCAGCCUGCUGCGCCCGCUAGGGGAGGGCGGCAAAAUGAGGCUGGCUGCUGAUUUUGCACAGAUGGAGAUGGCCGUGGCUCCGCUGUGCAGGAGGGUGUCUGAUCUGGGGAAGUCCUACAGGAUGCUCCGCUCCUUCAGGCCUUUCCUGUUUCAGACCAGCGAGCUGAUUGCCAGCAGUCCAGCUGUGGGAGACCUGAUCCCCUUCAGCACCCUGCUCCACUUCUUGUUCUCCAGAGCCCCCCCUGAGCUCAAGUCACCCCACCAGAGAGCAGAGUGGUCCGUCGCUCGUUACUCCCAGUGGCUGGACGACCACCCCUCUGAGAGAGACCGUCUCAGCCUCAUCAGGGGCUCCCUGGAGGCCUACGUGCAGUCAGUCAGAGCCCGGCAGGGGAAGGAGUUUGCCCCCGUUUAUCCCAUCAUGCUCCAGGUUCUGCAAAGAGCCACCAGCGGACCAGAGGCCUGAUGUUGGGAAGCAGCUUCAGUUUGGGGCGUGGAGGCAUGGCGCUGCAGGAAUGCUGACACGGAUCACUGCUGACUUGUUUGAAGGACAGCUCUUUAUUUCUGACAUGGUUACAGAGGUCACGCUGGGUUUCUUCCACUGGUUUCCACUCAGACGUUUUCCUGGACAGAGCCAGCUCACACUCGGCCUGCAGACAGGACACGGAUCGGGGGUCAGGGGUCGGGUUGACAAUGAAGGACAAUAAAUCCAAACUGUAUAAACAAACAGAAUAAAGUUAUGACUUUGGGGA